Molecule: messenger RNA, 1590 nt
Organism: Cloeon dipterum
Lineage: Eukaryota; Metazoa; Arthropoda; Insecta; Ephemeroptera; Baetidae
Gene: Oat
Product: Ornithine aminotransferase precursor
Exons: 7
Coding region: 16-1467 (483 amino acids)
Cellular component (GO): cytoplasm
Molecular function (GO): identical protein binding; L-ornithine transaminase activity; pyridoxal phosphate binding
Source: RefSeq, a predicted model, not a curated record
GCGACUCGAUGGCAAAUGUGGUCAGCAGCGCUGUACGCUAUUAUAAAUUCAGUGCGAAGGAGGGGAUCCUCAAGCAGUUCAGCCCACGAGUUCGUCAAAAAGCAUUCUUUUUGUACCAGCGGGAGAAGAGGCAGCACAAUGAAUAAAAUGAGAGUGAUGUUGAUUCGCGCAGUCCUGCAGGACGUCAGGGGCUUCGCGACUGCAUCUUACACUGCUCCUGCCGCUCAGGGAGCACCUUUGAAGAAGAUGCAGGAGAUCAGCUCUGAAGAUGUCAUGCACAGGGAGGAGAAGUUCAGCGCCCACAACUACCACCCGCUGCCGGUGGCCAUCUGCAAGGCGAAAGGGGUGCACAUGUGGGAUAUGGAGGGACGCAAGUAUUUGGACUUUCUGAGCGCCUACUCGGCAGUCAACCAAGGCCACUGCCACCCCCGCCUCUUGGCCGCGCUGCAGGAACAGGCCAGCAAGCUGACCCUCACUUCCAGGGCGUUUUACUGUGAUUUGCUUGGAGAAUAUGCAGAGAUGGCGACGAACCUUUUCGGCUACCAGAAGCUCCUCCCGAUGAACACAGGCGUCGAGGGCGGCGAAACAGCAUGCAAGCUGGCCAGAAAGUGGGCUUACAUGAAGAAGGGCGUGCCAGACAACCAAGCUGUCAUCAUAUUCGCUGAGGGUAAUUUCUGGGGCCGCACUAUGUCCGCUAUCUCCUCAUCGACGGACCCCUCAAGCUACAAGGGCUUCGGGCCGUUCAUGCCAGGCUUCAAGCUGGUGCCCUACGAUGACCUGGAGGCUCUAGAGAAAGCCCUGGAGGACCCCAACGUGUGCGCCUUCAUGGUGGAGCCCAUCCAAGGCGAGGCCGGGGUCGUGGUGCCCAAGGAUGGCUACCUCAAGGGCAUUCGGCAGCUGUGCGAUAAGCACAAUGUCCUCUGGAUCGCCGACGAGGUACAGACCGGGCUCGCCAGGACCGGACGCCGCCUCGCAGUCGACCACGAGGGUGUCAAGCCAGAUAUCCUCAUCCUCGGCAAAGCUCUCAGUGGUGGAAUCCUGCCUGUGAGCGCUGUGCUGGCCAACGACGACGUGAUGCUGUGCAUUAAGCCAGGUGAGCACGGCUCCACUUACGGUGGCAACGCGCUGGCCUGCAGGGUGGCCAUGGAGGCGCUGCAGGUGCUCGAGGACGAGAACAUGGCUCAGAACGCCGAACGACUGGGAAAUAUUUUCCGCGAUGAGCUCCGCAAGCAACUGCCUCAGGAAAUCGUGACCCAGGUCAGGGGCAAGGGACUGCUCAACGCAAUUGUGAUGAAUCCAGAAAUUGAUGCGUGGGAGGUUUGCUUGCACAUGAAGGAAAAGGGACUGCUGGCCAAGCCAACGCACGGACACAUCAUCAGACUGGCUCCUCCGCUCGUUAUCACGGAAGAACAGAUCAAGCAGAGCAUUGAGAUUAUUGUCAAUUCGGUACUCGCCUUCAAAAAAUAAUAAAUAAUGAUAAUUGAUAAUCCAUUUUGCCUUAACUUUGUAUCGAAAAAUCGGAAAAAUUCAUUGUUACAAUUUUUAUAACCCUGAUUUAAACACUAAUAAAUAGUUAAAAGUGCGACAGAA